This is a messenger RNA of Dermatophagoides pteronyssinus (European house dust mite), 1983 nucleotides long. RefSeq lists its product as uncharacterized. The record is from RefSeq and is a predicted model, not a curated record. Lineage: Eukaryota; Metazoa; Arthropoda; Arachnida; Sarcoptiformes; Pyroglyphidae.
AUUUUCAAUUUAAAUUAUUAUUAAUUGUUAUCAUCAGAAUGUCAUCAUUAUUGAUAAAAUCAUCAUCAUCAAAUAUUCAUCAUCGUUUAUCAUCAAGCCGAUUACAAUCUGAAAAAAGGCAACAGCAACAAAAACAACAACAAUUUGGCUUAGAUAAAAAUGCUUCCGAUUUUAAAUUGAAAAAAAUUAUUGAAAAAGAUGAUGAUAAUAAUAAUAUUGUAUUGUAUCCAUCAUUAUCAUCAUUACCAUUAACAUCAUCAACAACAACAUCGACAUCAACAUCAACAUUAACGCCAUUAUUGUCAACAUUUUCUUCGGCAAAUAAUAUCGCUUCCCAUCGUAAUUCAUUAAUAUCAUUAACAAAAAUGAUAACAACAAUAAUGGCUGUUUGUAUAUUGGUUAUGACCAUUGAACAACCAAUACAAUGUGUAUCAAUUUCAUCAUUGAAAUUGCCAAUAUCAUCAUCAUCAUCAUCAUCAUCGACAACUGAUUCUGGUGCUAAUGAUGGCAAUUCAAUAUUGACCAAACGUAGUAUUCCGUUCAAUGGUAAUUUUGAUAAUCAACAACAACAACAACAAUCGGAUUGGACGCAUCCAUUGGCCAUAAGUCAAAGACCAUUAGAAGCAUGUCAACAGAUUAUAUCGGCCAUAUUGACACGUGAUCUUGCCAAAUCAUCUUCAAUAGCUGAACGUUUAGAUUCCUAUUGGAAAGAUCUUAAAGGAAUACGUUAUAAAAAACAUAAUGGUAAAAUUGUUCAAAUUAAAAGCCGAAAACAUCGUAAUUCAGCCAAUUCUCGUAAAGAUAGCCGUGUAAAUAAACGUAUGAUAUUGUUUUUGUUGAAUCUAUCUAUUGCUAAACCAUUAUUGGAAAAAAUACAAUCAAAAGAACAAUUAAAACGUUUGGAAGAUGCAUUAAAAAUGUCCGAACAUAUUCAGGAAAAGAAACAAGACAAAAGUGAAUUAAAAUCAAUGCCUACAUCAUCAUCAUCAUCAUCAUAUGAAUAUCAUGAUAAUUUACAUCCAUCAUCUUUAACGCCUUUUGAUGUUGAUAGCCUUAAAUCAUUUGAAAUUGAUUCAAAUGAAAACAUAGAUGUUUCACAACAAUCACCAAUAUCAAUGGAAAUGAAUCGAAAUAGUGAUGAAGAUUCAUCAUCAUUGUAUGAUACAAAUGGAGAAAAUUUUUAUACACUUUCGCCACAAUCAUUUCCAUCAAGUAAAACCUCGAUGAUGACAUCGGCAACGAUGAAAAUAACCACACCGGUUUCAACAAAAACUAAUCGACAUCCGCAUCAUCAACAUCAACAUCAUCAUCUUCAUCAUCAUCAGGAUGAUACAGCAACAACAACUGGUAUAGAUGAAACGGCCAGUCAAUCAUCACGGUUACUUGAAACCGAUCGUCCAAUGUUAGAAACACCACGUUCAAAAAAAUUAUUAUCACAAACAAUGAUAUUACGGGCAAAUCCAUGGGAUAAAGAAGGUAUACGUUUCAAACGUAGUAGUCAAACUACUGAACAAAAUGAUAAUUUUUUUCAACCACAUUUUGAUCAACAAAACGAAAAUACUAAUACAGAACCAAAUCUAUCUAUAUUAGAUUUAUUACAUCCAACCGGAAUUCGUUACAAAAAAUCACCAUUCGAUGAUGAAGGCAUUCGUUAUAAAAAAUCACCAUUCGAUGAUGAAGGUAUCCGUUAUAAAAAAUCUCCAUUCGAUGAUGAAGGAAUUCGUUACAAAAAAUCACCAUUCGAUGAUGAAGGUAUCCGUUACAAAAAAUCACCGUUCGAUGAUGAAGGUAUCCGCUAUAAAAAAGCACCGCAUAUGUUUAAUGAUGAAGGUAUUCGUUAUUAAACAUAAAUUCUGCAAAAUAUCCCCGAUCAACUACCAACAGUAAUUAUUGAUUAACAAACAUUUAAAAAAAACAACUAACAACCAAAUAAUACAAAUUACAUUGAAUCAGAUCAAAUAAAAAACUUUAUAAAAACAUUAU